Molecule: messenger RNA, 4866 nt
Organism: Mesocricetus auratus (golden hamster)
Lineage: Eukaryota; Metazoa; Chordata; Mammalia; Rodentia; Cricetidae
Gene: Dusp4
Product: dual specificity phosphatase 4
Exons: 4
Coding region: 469-1626 (385 amino acids)
Biological process (GO): negative regulation of MAPK cascade; endoderm formation; protein dephosphorylation
Cellular component (GO): nucleus; cytoplasm
Molecular function (GO): MAP kinase tyrosine/serine/threonine phosphatase activity; protein tyrosine/threonine phosphatase activity
Source: RefSeq, a predicted model, not a curated record
CCUGGCGAGGUAGUAAUGACUCUUCCCUCCCGCGGGAGAGCCGGCGAGCAUUAAUAAAUCUCUAAGCCCGAGGAGGAAACUCUGACUGGGGCAGUGCGCGCAGCUCCGGCGGGGUGGUGCGUGCAACAGCGGCGCCCGAGCCGGUGGCGGCAGGAGCAGCAGAGCUAGCCAAACACACUAGAGGCGACAAACCGAGGGGAGCCCUCUCUCGUAAACACACUCCCCUCCUCGGCCACUUUCCCCCGGGGGCCGCGCGCCUGCCUGCUCUGGAGCCGGAGAAGCCUCCGACUGCUAUGUAACGUCGAGGCUGCGGGAGAAGGAAGGGGUGCCGGGAGAAGAGGCUGGGGCCAAGUUUGCGGCCAGUUCGGUAGGCGCCCUCUUAGCCCUCGCCUGCUCCUUCCUGUAGCCUGGUUGGCCCGGGUACCCUUGGUCUCCCCCAGCUCCCCAGCUGCUGCGGUUCCCGGCGACAUGGUGACGAUGGAGGAACUGCGGGAGAUGGACUGCAGCGUGCUCAAGAGGCUGAUGAACCGAGACGAGAACGGCGGCGCCCUGGGGCUGCUGAGCAGCGGCAAGUGCCUGCUGCUGGACUGCAGACCGUUCCUGGCUCACAGCGCGGGCUACAUCCGAGGCUCGGUGAACGUGCGCUGCAACACCAUCGUGAGGCGGAGGGCCAAGGGCUCCGUGAGCCUGGAGCAGAUUCUGCCCGCCGAGGAAGAAGUGCGCGCCCGCCUGCGCUCCGGCCUCUACUCGGCCGUUAUCGUCUACGACGAGCGCAGCCCGCGCGCCGAGAGCCUCCGCGAGGACAGCACCGUGUCGCUGGUCGUGCAGGCGCUGCGCCGUAACGCCGAGCGCACCGACAUCUGUCUGCUGAAAGGUGGCUAUGAGAGGUUUUCUUCUGAGUACCCAGAAUUCUGCUCUAAAACCAAGAGCCUGGCAGCCAUCCCACCGCCUGUGCCCCCCAGUGCCACGGAGUCCUUGGACCUGGGCUGCAGCUCUUGUGGGACGCCACUGCACGACCAGGGUGGUCCUGUGGAGAUCCUUCCUUUCCUCUACCUCGGCAGUGCCUACCAUGCUGCCCGCAGGGACAUGCUUGACGCCCUGGGGAUCACAGCCUUGCUCAAUGUGUCCUCGGACUGCCCCAACCACUUUGAAGGACAUUACCAGUACAAGUGCAUCCCUGUCGAAGACAACCACAAGGCUGACAUCAGCUCCUGGUUCAUGGAAGCCAUCGAGUACAUCGAUGCAGUGAAGGACUGCCGAGGCCGAGUGCUGGUCCACUGCCAGGCGGGCAUCUCCAGGUCGGCCACCAUCUGCCUGGCCUACCUGAUGAUGAAGAAGCGCGUGCGGCUGGAGGAGGCCUUCGAGUUCGUCAAGCAGCGCCGGAGUAUCAUCUCGCCCAACUUCAGCUUCAUGGGGCAGCUGCUGCAGUUCGAGUCUCAGGUGCUCACCACGUCCUGCGCUGCCGAGGCUGCUAGCCCCUCGGGGCCCCUGCGGGAGAGGGGAAAGGCCACCCCCACCCCCACCUCGCAGUUCGUCUUCAGCUUCCCGGUGUCCGUGGGUGUGCACUCGGCCCCCAGUAGCCUGCCGUACUUGCACAGCCCCAUCACCACGUCCCCCAGCUGUUAGGGCUGGCCUCUGAACACCAAGUCCAGAUGUUCGGCCCCCAGCCAGGGAUGUACAAGUCACAUGCGGGCAGCAAGUUGGGGGUGGGGUGGGGCAGGUGACCAAGCUCCGCCCCCCCCAUCCAUUUCUCCUUGGCUAACCACGGGGCCAGCUAGAAUGGCAAUAACGACUUCGAAUACACCUUAAAAGCAAACAAACAAAACACUCCAACCUAGAGCAAUAACGGCAGCGUCUUUGGCCAGGGAAGACUGGUGUAUGUGUCGGUUUUACUUUGCAGGUAGAAAUUUACCUCAUUUUUUUUUUUAAAGCGGUAAGGCUUGAAGUUAUGAAACCCACAGAUCCUGGCAAAUGUGCUCAACCAGUUUUAUUAAGUGGACAGGGGAAGAGCAGAAAUCAAGUUUGCCGGGAAGUGCCUGGCUGUGUGCUUGUUCUUCUAUUGUAUUUACAGGAAUUUUGUUCUAGAUACGUCUAGGCCACAGUGUUCACUUCUAAUUAGUCGCCAAGUGAAUAGUUGUGCUUAAUGAAUAUUUGAGAACUUCUUCAAGAUGUCUGAGCAGGAGCCUGGUGACAUGGAUUUGGAAUGUAUUUCUGUCGGAAGUCACACAGUAGCACAGGGACACACAGGUGUGCCAGCAACGUGGAACUGAGUGGUCGUCUGGGCUUCUCCCAGUCGGCAUGGCCGCCCCAUUGUUGCCACCCAGAAGCCGGCGGGGCAGUGUGCAGGGAAAAGGUCUGUGGUUGGUCACUUUCACAGCUGGUUCCUGAACACAGUGACCCAGCCAUGCAAGCUUUUUCUCCAGUGACCCAUUUGGUGGUGGCUAGAGCCUAGGAUUCGGAUAUGGUCUGUAAUAAAUGCCAUUUUUUAAGAGGUGCUCCUGGAAAACUAUGGGUGCAAUUCAGAUUUUCCUGCAGUGAAUUACUUGGCAAGGCUAAAGAUGAACGAAAAAUGAAUUAUUUUGUACGCUGAAGUGUACCAUUCUCUCUCACUCUCUGUGAUAAUUGGAGUUGUCAGUUUUAGGAAUUUACUUGAAGUAUACCAAGAAAUUCUUGUUAUUAAAUCCCUGUUUGACAGUGAAUACUUUCAGAGGCCCUCUAUUGAAUAAAGUGAGUAUCUGCCAUGAUUUGGGGCUCCUUCAAGUAUGGAAAGGGGAGAGAACACCAGUGGGGUGAAGGCUGGCUCUUGUUCUUCAGUGAGUCCUGGCUGACUUGACCAUUUGGGGUUCUGCCUGGGCUAAGGCCAUUUUGAAGGAACCUUUCCAAGUGGAGGAAUGGUUUUGGAGGAUUAAGUGUUUUCUGUGAGGAAGGCUUGGGGUGGAGUGCGGAAGGGGGCAUGUUCCAUCUCUUGUCCUGGGGAACAGUAUUGUGGAGUGCCGUAUUAGAAGUCACUGCAGGCUUGUCGGGAAUGAGAACAUGUCCCCCCACCCUCCUUGAAAGUCUAGAUCUCCGUGAACAUUCUUAAUCACACAUAAAUAACUUGAAGUCACAAUGUCACAAUCAUGGUGGAAUGCUCUUUCCUCAUCCAACAUCCCAGAUAGUCCGGGUUUAUUACAUUUCCUUCCGCGAACUGUGAACCUGUGUUGGCAUGACUAGUAUUGGUGGCCUGUGUCAAACUCUGCCUUUGGGUGAGUCCAGAGUCUUCACUUCCUGUUUUUGGAAAAAGGAGGGGGUGCCCUACUUCCCUGAUUCCGCUGCUUGACUGAAGGCAUGAAGGGGCUGAGCUCCCGGAUGGUGGACCCUAGUUGGAUGGUCCUACACUUUAUCCUGCUUCCUGGCAGCUGCUUCACAUUUGCUGGAGACUUAGAUUAGAUGAGUUUUGUAGCUAGACAAGUCCUGGGUUCCAAGAAUGUAAGGGCUUCUGGAGGACAGAUAGUCUUUAGACAACGUUUGCUUUUUAGAUGAGUGUGUUUGCCAAACGUGUCCUAGUUCCCAGAUUGAAUCCCAACCACACGGGCAGUGGGAGUUCCAGAUGUCUGUCCCCUGCUUCUUAAUUCAAGCCUUCUAUGACAAUGUCAGGGGGCUAUUUAUAAAGUCAUUUUCUUUGUACUUGAUAACAGCAUGAGACCCAAAACUCUUAGAAAGAAAAUAGGACAUUGGUUUGAUUGAAAAAAAAAAAAGGAGGACCUUAAAAAACAGUUAUUCUCUCACUAGAAGCCUCUUUGAUGGCUUGGAAUAGCUCUAAUGAAGACCCUGUCCCAGGGUCAUUCCAAAUGAUUAGUUUCAAAAGGCAGCAUCCUGUCUAUGAACUGAUUGCUAGUGUUGGGACAUUUUUGGAUGGCAGAAGCCAUUGAAUGUUUGUCCGAGAAUGAGGAACACUCCCAAUUCUCCCCAGGAAUCUUGUCUCACCCAUGGGUGUUUUUGGGGGGCGGCGUCUGAAGGUUGAGGCACAGGUGAGCGGGUGGUAGCAGCUGUAGCUCCUUCAUUCUCCCCUGCUGCCUGUGCUUGGCUUACUGGAGUAAGGUUGGGGAAACCGUGAGAAGUCACUUAGAGCCCUUUGGCAGGGGGCAAGAGGGAGGGAAGAGUGGGGGUUAAUCCCAAGGGAAGGGACGGGGACAAGGACAUGAACAUGGGGGAAUGAUACAAUAGUUGAUAUUGGUUGCCCAUCACAGUCACCUGGGUAACCUUUACAAUCCUCAUAUACGCGUCCCUUGACCAAAUAAAGCAGGACGAGCGGGUGGGAUCCAGUGUUGCAGUGUGCUUUUGGUGUGCAGCCCGUUUUGGAGAUGCCAUUGCUGCUGGAUGGUGACAUAAAUUCCCACGGAAGCGAAACGAGCUACAGCAGGCCUUUGUUUUUCUGGGCCAGUGUGGUCCCACUACCCACAGCUGGCUGAGGGACGAGGUGGUUUCUUCGGGGGAGCCCCUGCGUGGGACCCAAUCUGUGGAUCAUUGUGAGUGGGCUCAUUAUAGUGUCUGGGUGUUGAUGUAUUUCCUUAAACUUCGUCUCCAUCAAGAAAGAUGGAGAAAGUCUUGUGUCUGUUUUGAAUCCCUCCAUCCAGUGCCCCGGCCCUUCCUUAGAGCUCAUGAAUCAUCCAAGAGACUUCAGAAAGAUAACAAUGCAAUACUUGUAACUUGUGUAAAUAGCCCCAUCUUUCUGAGUGGUGUCAUUUCUACAUUUGAUAUGCCUGUAUUUCUGUAGAAUGUACAUAGUUUAGGGGAUUUUUGUUUUUUAGAAGAGUCAAACAUGUCUGUUUUUAUUUAUUGCUUGAAAAAGAUCAUUUGAAGACAAAAUAAAUACAUUUUCAACCA